This is a messenger RNA of Telopea speciosissima, 5571 nucleotides long. RefSeq lists its product as uncharacterized. The transcript is spliced from 8 exons. The record is from RefSeq and is a predicted model, not a curated record. NCBI's taxonomy places the organism in Eukaryota, Viridiplantae, Streptophyta, Magnoliopsida, Proteales, Proteaceae. The coding region runs from base 220 to 5388 and encodes 1722 amino acids.
UCCUUCUCUUUAAAAUUUUUUGAGAAACAAGGUCUGAUUUUGUUUUCCUUAGCUAUCAUUCGCUGGAAAAUUCAGUAGCUUUGGCUGGAAUUCUUGGCUUAAGAAGAUUAAUUCUUGGUGGUUAGAGGUUGCCUUUGAUGCGUCUGGCAUUUUGAAGAUUUCACUUCUUUUCACGUUCUUAUCAUUUGAGAGGAAUGCUUGAUUCAUGUUUGCUUUGUGAUGGAGAACAAUAGUGAAACUGGGGAUGAUCAAGGAUCGGGAUGGUUCGAAGUGAGAAAGAAGCAUAGAACUGGUUCCAAGCUCUCUAUACAAAAUUUGGUGGGGGGAAUUUCAAGCAAAAGCCCUUCUAAUUCUCUGCGCAGUCGGUCCUUCCCAAAUGAAAAGAACGGAAAUUCACAGGCCAACAGGAAAUCUCAACCUUCCAAAGCUGGGGCUGAUUUGGCAUCACAUUUGCAGGUUGGUCAUGGGAAUUCUUUUUUGGUGGCCGAAGAAGCAGAGAAAGCUGGCAAAUGUGUUGCUAAACAUAGGGUUAAUCAAGAUUUGGAGCAUCCCAACUCGUCUCCCGUUAGACUUAGACCCAUUAGUGGUGCAGGUUUGGAGAGUGGAACCGAAUGUGUUAAAAAAGUUACUCAGGAGGAAAAGGUGGAUAUAGUGCCCAAAAUCAAGUGGGGCGAUUUAGAAGAUGAUGCUUUGGUACUGCAUUGCCACAAUGCUGAUCAAACUAAAAUAAAAUUUGGUGAUAUUGGGGAUGAUACCAUAGUGGGUUCUAGAAAGGCUGUGAAUUCCAAUGAUUCAUUGCCAUGUGUCCCUUCAUGUACUGAUUCUCAGGAGGAGAAACGGGUGGUAACACUUCUAUGUUCAAAUCAUGUUCCUGAUCAGUUGAAUUCAUUGGUUUCAAGGGAUGAAUCAGCUGAGGAGAAUCAUAAAGAGGCGGUAGAGAUAUCCUCUAAAGGUAUGGGUAUGCCAGAUUUAGUUGAAAAUUCGGAGGAGAUUAACCAUGAUACCUUCGGACUCGUUAGUAAUGACUCUGCUAAUGUUGUGCGGUUGAACAAUCCAGCUAGUCAAAACUGUGGUGUUGAAGAGUUUCCAACCCCUAGGUCUGUUGAAGUUCUGAAAGACAAAUCUUAUGAUGGUGCUUUAGACAUUUCUGAAUUACCACCUUUAAAUGAAAUUUCAAGUACUGAUCUGGGUGUUCAAGUUUCACUUUCACUUCCAAUCCAAACUAUUAGUCCUGAAGCUCCCAGUGAUGUUUUAAUAACAGCUGCUGCAGAAGAAUGUAGAGCGUCACAAUGUGGUACACUAAAUGGGGAUUUACCGAAGAUUGAGAUAAUGACCACUUUAGAAGAGGGUGAAUCAGGUGAAAGCAAAGAAAGAUUUAGGCAACGGCUUUGGUGCUUUCUCUUUGAGAAUCUUAACAGAGCCAUAGAUGAACUUUAUCUUCUUUGUGAAUUGGAAUGUGAUUUGGAGCAGAUGAAAGAGGCCAUUCUUGUUCUUGAAGAGGCUGCAUCUGAUUUUAAUGAACUAAAUUCCAGAGUGGAAGGAUUUGAGAGUGUAAAAAGAUCUUCGUCAAUGUGUUCGAUGCAAGUGAACAUGAAGAUGGACCACCGCAGGCCACAUGCUCUCUCCUGGGAGGUUCGAAGAAUGACAUCAUCACCUCACAGAGCUGAAAUACUGUCUUCAUCUCUUGAUGCUUUCAAGAAAAUUCAACAGGAAAGAGCUAGCAUUUGCCCAGAUCUUGAUGCAAGAGGCUUGGGAACUGGGUAUCCAAAUUCUGAUCAUGUUUCGGCUGUUGAUUCGAGGAAGUCAUCUCAGAGAAAUAAUGUAUUAGUAUAUGGCAAAGAAUCAGUAAUAAAAUUAAGGAAGCAGAAUGCAAUUUUGGAUCUUGGUCAGGGCAUCUUGAAUGGAGAAAAGAGGAAUUUUGUGGAAGGCGGCCAGUCAAGCAAAGCAUAUUCAGAGCAAAAUGGACGCAUGCCUCUGCAGAGAUCCACUCCUGAUGAAGCAUCUCGGGUAUCUUUGAAGGAUGGCCCUGCUGCUUCUGGAGUGGAGAAGUCAGUUCUCAAAAAGGAUAAAUUGUCGAUGGAAAGUAAGGUUGAGAAAAAUUCGAAAUCUGUGGAUUCCAUCAAAAGACAAAUUCCACCUGACAAAGAGAAGGCAAAGGACAAGAGAAACAUGGCAUGUUGGAAAUCCAUGGAUGCUUGGAAGGAGAGAAGGAAUUGGGAGGAUAUCCUUGCAUCUCCACUGCGUAGCUAUUCCCGUGUUUCACAUUCACCAGGCAUGAGCAGGAAAAGUGUGGAACGUGCACGGGUUUUGCGUGAUAAACUAAUGUCUCCGGAAAAGAAAAAGAAGAAUGCUUUGGAUUUGAAAAAGGAAGCGGAAGAAAAGCAUACACGGGCAAUGAGGAUUAGAAGUGAGUUGGAGAACGAGAGAGUGCAAAGACUGCAGCGUACAUCAGAGAAAUUAAACCGUGUUAACGAAUGGCAGGCAGUCCGCAGCAUGAAGUUGCGGGAGGGAAUGUAUGCUCGCCACCAGCGUAGUGAAUCACGGCACGAGGCUUAUCUGGCUGAAGUUGUGCGAAGAGCUGGUGAUGAAAGCAGUAAAGUCAAUGAGGUCCGCUUCAUUACUUCACUAAAUGAAGAGAAUAAAAAGCUUAUGCUCCGACAGAAACUUCAAGGUUCAGAACUUAGGAGAGCUGAAAAGCUUCUGGUGAUGAAGAGUAAACAGAAAGAGGAUAUGGCGAGGGAAGAAGCAGUGGUAGAACGUAGGAAACUCCUUGAAGCUGAAAAGCUGCAGCGACUUGCUGAGACACAGCGGAAGAAGGAAGAAGCUCAAAUAAGAAGAGAAGAGGAACGCAAGGCCUCAAGUGCAGCACGUGAAGCAAAAGCCAUAGAACAACAACGAAGAAAGGAAUCCAGAGCCAAAGCCCAACAAGAGGAAGCUGAACUCUUAGCCCAAAAAUUAGCAGAAAGACUUAGUGAAAGUGAACACCGUAGAAAGUUCUAUCUAGAGCAAAUACGGGAGAGAGCUUCAAUGGAUUUCAGAGACCAGUCAUUGCCUUCACUACGCCGCUCUGCAAACAAGGAGGUCCAGGGUAGAUUCGCAUCAACCAACAAUGAUGAAGAUUACCAAGUGAAUAGCAUUUCAGGUGUAGGAGGUCCUGCUCCGGGGACUGGCAAUGCUGCACUGCAGCAUUCUUUGAAGCGAAGGAUUAAAAAAAUUCGACAAAGACUGAUGGCUCUUAAAUAUGAACUCCCUGAGCCUCCAGUUGGUGCUGAAAGUGCAGGUAUUGGAUAUAGAUCUGUAUUGGGAACUGCACGGGCUAAAAUUGGGAGAUGGCUUCAGGAACUUCAAAGACUUAGGCAGGCCAGAAAGGAAGGGGCUGGAAGUAUAGGAUUAAUAGUUGGAGACAUAAUCAAGUUUUUGGAGGGAAAGGAAACUGAACUUCAUGCAUCUCGCCAAGCUGGAUUGCUUGACUUUAUUGCUUCUGCACUGCCUGCAUCUCACACAUCGAGGCCUGAAACAUGCCAGGUGACUGUAUACUUUUUAAGACUUCUGAGGGUGGUACUCUCCAUUCCUGCAAACAGGAGUUAUUUUCUUGCACAAAAUCUGUUGCCUCCAAUUAUCCCGAUGCUUUCUGCAGCUCUUGAGAACUAUAUCAAGAUUGCAGCUUCGUUGAAUGUUCCUGGAAGCACCAACCUGUCGACGAGCAAAAUGUCAAUGGAGAAUUUUGAGUCCAUCUCUGAAGUGUUAGAAGGCUAUUUAUGGACUGUUGCUAUGAUUAUUGGUCAUAUCUCCUCUGAUGAGCGACAACUUCAAAUGCAGGAUGGUUUACUGGAGCUUGUGAUUUCUUAUCAAGUUAUUCACCAUCUUCGAGAUCUCUUCGCUCUGUAUGAUAGGCCUCAGAUGGAAGGGUCUCCUUUUCCUUCAUCUAUUCUACUUAGUUUAAAUCUUUUGGCAGUUUUAACAUCCAGACCCAGGACCAUUUCUUCUAUCAAUUGGGAAUCUUUUCCAUCUAAAUUUGUGUCAGUGAAUGAAACUCAGGGAGCUAAAUUUGCAGAACCAACUGAUCUUAGUAUUUCCUCUGUAAAUACCACUGAUGAAGAUAAUAGAUCCUUGCUAAUUGCACCAAGUGUCAGCAAAGACAUAUCUUUAUCGGAUAUGAUGGAGGGCAGGCCAUUAGAUGAAUCCUGUAAAAUUAAUAAGGUUGACGAGUCAGUAUCUAGUGCCAGGGAUCCUGAUAAGGAGUUGACUGAUACUACAAUUGAAUUGAAUGAUGUUAAUUCAGCGGUAAAAAUGCAUGUGACAGAUUUUUCAUUUGAGUCCCAGAAAAGUCUAUGCGAGGGGAAUAACAAGUCCUUGCCUCUGAAGGUUGAAAAGAGCUCAAAGGAUUUUGGUGAUGAACAAAAGAAUGAGAAUAUUCCGUCCUUAAAGCCACCUGCGGCGUUUCUUCUUUCUGCCAUUACUGAGACAGGGUUAGUGAGCCUUCUGUCGCUAUUAACAGCUGUCCUAUUGCAGGCUAACAAUAGGCUGUCCUCUGAGCAGGCCUCAUAUGUUCUUCCAUCAAAUUUCGAAGAAGUAGCAACUGGAGUAUUAAAGGUGCUGAACAAUCUGACACUUUUGGAUAUUACUCUUAUGCAGAGAAUGCUAGCUAGACCAGACCUGAAAAUGGAGUUCUUCCACUUAAUGAGUUUCCUACUUACUCAUUGCACAAGCAAGUGGAAACUAGCUACAGAUCAGGUGGGUUUACUUCUUCUUGAAUCCCUACUUCUUCUGGCUUACUUUGCUCUGUUCCAUCCUGGAAAUCAAGCAGUCCUUCGAUGGGGUAAGAGCCCAACAAUCCUUCACAAGGUCUGUGAUCUUCCAUUUGGAUUCUUCAGUGACCCUGAGUUGAUGCCCAUCUUGGCUGGUACACUAGUGGCUGCCUGCUAUGGGUGUGAACAGAACAAGGGUGUAGUUCAGCAGGAACUCAGUACAGAUAUGUUGUUAUCUUUGCUCAGAUCAUGCAAAAGUGCAUCGCCUACAACGCAAUCUGAUUCUUCACCCCCGGACUCUUCCUUGAUGGAUGAUUCAUGUGAGAGAAAUCUGUCUGGCUCAGAACCUAAAAAGCUUCAAGCUGACGGCCCUGUAAGGUCAAGCCGUAGCAACCCAAGAAGCACUCGUGUUUCUUCAGGGAAGGGCAACAUUGUGGGCAAUUUUACUAGAAUAGGUAAGGUGAAAAAUCAGAGGGAUGCUAAACCAAUGAAAAAAUUUGAAGAGUGGCCUCUCAAGCACAAUCGUCAGGCAUCUGAACCUUCCUUCACUUUGUUGUUGCACCAUCGAUUCCCUAGUAGCUUUAUUGAUCGGGCAGAGGAAUUCUUCUCAGAAGGGAUACCAAAUGUGCAAGAUGAAUGAUCAAGCUAAUAAAACAAGGUUCCGUGGUUUAAUAUCAUAUCGUCAUAAAACUCUUGGUUUCUGGAGAAAAUUUCUUUUGAUAUGAUUGUUGUUACCUAUAGCAGAUGUGGUAACAGAUCCUGAGUUCGCAUUCUGCAUGGGAAUCCUGCUAAGAUCUAAAAUGGAUCAGUUUUGAAUUCUGCU